CUAGCAAUUACAUAUAAGCUAUUUCCCCACUUUGUAUAAUUGUAUUCCUUUCCCAGCUUCCCUUGUUUUAAACAUUUAUUCAGAACGAGGUGGAAGCCAUGGAAACUUCUCAGCAGCCUCUGUCCAUUGAAAGUUUUUCAUACAGUUGGUUAGUGAAUCUCAAGCCUCCUUCUUUCGAAAGCCUCGACAACUCCCUUAGGACUUCGCUAGAUGCAUCCGAUGAAGCCUCCUUCAUCGAGAUGGACCCAACAAUGCCACCCUCUCAGAGAUUUUUUAGGAUUCCCCAGCAGGAUUUCAAAUUUGACUCACAAUCUCCUCUCUCUACUCUUGUUCAUGCUGAUGAGCUCAUUUCCAAUGGCUAUCUUUUGCCACUUUCGGUUGAUGAUCCAUUGAAGAACAUAGGGUCCUAUGACGAUUAUUAUGAUCAAGCCAGCUCGAAUUCCAGUACUGCAAACAUUCCUGUCUCUUCAUCAAAAGAAGCUUUUCCAACAGAUAAAACUUCUGCAGAUUGCUCUAAUUCCUUGCGAAAGUGCAGAAGAUUAUCGAAAAGAAUAUUUGAGAAGUACUUGGAUUUUCUCAAACCCUUGUACAAAAGGAUUACAGGUGGUCAUAAAGUGAAUCAUAAAGCAGCUGGGAAUCAUUUAGAUAAAAGGUUCCACUCAGCAAAGAACAGCCGGGUGUAUUCAUCAGAAACUGCAUCUCCGCGAAUAAGUGUAGCCUAUUCUGCCCCCGAUGAUUGGCGAAGGUCCUGUGAUUCCGAGAGCUCUAUCUAUGAGGCAGUUCUUCACUGCAAAAGAUCAAUAGGAAACUAGGUCAAUUGAGGACCAACAAAUUAAGCAGUGGAAAUAGAGGAAGAAGAAAGAGA
This is a messenger RNA of Argentina anserina (silverweed cinquefoil), 865 nucleotides long. RefSeq names its product probable membrane-associated kinase regulator 6. The transcript is spliced from 2 exons. NCBI's taxonomy places the organism in Eukaryota, Viridiplantae, Streptophyta, Magnoliopsida, Rosales, Rosaceae. Bases 99 to 812 code for a protein of 237 amino acids. The record is from RefSeq and is a predicted model, not a curated record.